Messenger RNA from Vitis vinifera (wine grape), 1123 nucleotides. RefSeq names its product large ribosomal subunit protein uL13c. Lineage: Eukaryota; Viridiplantae; Streptophyta; Magnoliopsida; Vitales; Vitaceae. The coding region runs from base 91 to 798 and encodes 235 amino acids. Gene Ontology annotation, biological process: negative regulation of translation; translation. Gene Ontology annotation, cellular component: cytosolic large ribosomal subunit; ribosome. Gene Ontology annotation, molecular function: mRNA binding; structural constituent of ribosome. The record is from RefSeq and is a predicted model, not a curated record. The transcript is spliced from 4 exons.
AUAGAAUUACAGGCCACUGUCAUCUUAUCCAGAUAUCAAUACUACUCAACCCCAAUUCGAGCAUUGGCAGGAGUUGCAGAGAGCUCAACAAUGGCGAUAACCUUUGCUUCAUCAUCGGUGAUGCUCCCGUCUCCGUCUCCGUCUCCGAAACCCUCUUUUGGGUCUCUGAAGAAAACGACGCCGUUUCUUGGGUUCUCAAUCUCCGCAGCAAACCCGAAGCCCUCCUUUCCUAGGCAGAGUUUUCGUGUGAAUUGCCAGGACAAGGCAGCAGUUGUGCCCUUGGACCAGCGCUGGAUGUUCGAACAGUCCGAAGUUUCUGGCCCUGACAUUUGGAAUAAAACAUGGUAUCCCAAAGCUGCUGAUCAUAUAAACACAGAAAAAACAUGGUAUAUUGUUGAUGCAACUGAUAAGAUACUCGGAAGACUGGCAUCAACAAUAGCCAUUUAUAUUCGUGGGAAGAAUCUGGCAACCUACACUCCUAGUGUGGACAUGGGAUCAUUUGUAAUUGUGGUGAAUGCAGAAAAAGUUGCAGUAUCUGGCAAAAAGAGGACCCAGAAGCUCUACAGGAGGCAUUCAGGAAGACCAGGUGGUAUGAAAGUGGAGACAUUUGAUCAGUUACAACAGAGAAUUCCAGAAAGAAUUGUUGAACAUGCUGUUCGGGGUAUGCUUCCUAAAGGCAGGCUUGGCCGUGCACUUUUCAACCAUCUUAAGGUAUACAAGGGUCCACACCAUCCACACGAGGCUCAGAAGCCCAUUGACCUGCCCAUCAGGGACAAAAGGAUACAAAAGGAGAGGUAGAUUUUUGAGCAAAACCCUGGCAGGAGAUUCGACAAGCAAUCCUCGUUCUUCUCCAUGUUUCAUAUAUUUUCAUGGUUGGUGUUGUGGGAUUCACCUUUCUCGAUUUUGGCUUCAUGUAUUGUGAUUACAAGCCUCUUAUUCAUGUCCACUUUAAUUCGUGGAGGUUUUCUUUAUAGGAUUGGUUUGUCCUGAUCUAAGGCCCAUUCUUAAAUUCAAGGGGGAAAUCCAUUUUGUAGAUUUUCAGUUGUUUACUUGGAUCUGCAACUUAUUUGCAAGCAAGCACAUUUGAAUCAGUUAUGUUGGAAAAAGGAAAAAUCGUUUACCA